UGAGAUUUUAUCCCCCGUCAGCGGCAGAUCCGUCCAGACUCGGAGCUUCUGCACAUUAUUCUCAAUCCACCUACUGCAGCAAGCUGGACGGAGAGAACAUGUUCAUGCCAGCGCCAGAGCCGAGCCAGGACUUUGUGCCAGGGAACCAGUAUUCGAACCCUAAACAGACUGGAGCUCAGUGGAAGAGAGAAACUCACCUAGACGCCCAUCGUCUACAUCACUGGCACUUGUACCCGGGUCUGGGCGACGAGGACUUUAACAUCCCCCCCAUCACGCCCCCCUCCCUCAAUCACCUGGGUGAGAGCGAUUUGGGGUCGUACCACCAGCUCUGCCCCCCCAUCCCUCACUCACUGCACCCCUUCAGCAUGCAGGGAAUGGAUCUGCCCAACAUGACCCACCAAAACAUGACGGGACAGGAUGGGAACCUGCUGUCAGUGAUGCAGCAAAUGGUGAGCCCGGACUCGCCCUACACCUGCCCUCCUCAUCUGGACCCCCUCAGGUCCAGAGUCCAGCCAGGAAUGCUUCCUCAGGGUCAGCUGACCACCAUCAGCCAGUCACAGCUGGCCUCACAGCCGGGCGUGUCCAGGAACGGUGGGGGGAGCAGAACCAACGGAUCUCCGUCACCACCGGAGAGCAAAUCGGCCACGCCCUCUCCGUCCAGCUCCGUCCACGAGGAUGAUGCCGAGGAGGUCGUCAAGGGCGUGGCUGAGAAACGAGCCGCCACAGACUCCGCCAAAAAACCCAAAACCCCCAAAAAGAAGAAGAAGAAGGACCCCAACGAGCCCCAGAAACCGGUCUCAGCGUACGCUCUGUUCUUCAGGGACACGCAGGCUUCCAUCAAGGGGCAAAACCCCAACGCCACGUUUGGGGAGGUGUCCAAAAUCGUGGCCUCCAUGUGGGACGGGCUGGGGGAGGAACAGAAACAGGCGUACAAGAAGAAAACGGAGACGGCGAAGAAGGAAUAUCUGAAACAGCUCGCCGCGUACAGAGCCACCCUGGUCUCACAGAGUUACAUCGAGCCGAGCGACAUGAAGCCGUCUCAGGGGCCUCAGAUGUUGGGCCCCAAGCCGCCCUCCUUCCCGUCCCACCCAGGGCUCUACGCGGCCCCUCCGUACCCUCAGCAGCCCCAACUGCACCCCGGACUCGCUCGCGGCGGCUCGUCUCGACCCGGCGGGAACAUCGGCAUGGGCAGCAUGGGGUCGACGCCCCCGCCGCUCCAGAUCAGCCCCCCCCUACAGCAGCACAUGGGCCUGCAGCAGAUCAACACACACAACAUGCACCUGCACUCGCCGUCCAUGGCUCAGGCGUACCCUCUGCAGGCGGACUAUCAGAGUGUGAUCAGUGUCUCCUCUCCCUCGGUGGACUAUCGUAGCGGCUGCAGGACUGGACCGUCACCGACCGUCGACUGGACCGCCGAGUACAACAGCGCUCUGCAGAGGGACAAAGCUCUGUACCUGACCUGAUCAUCAACCAUCAACUCCUCCAGCCUCUCACACACACACACACACACACACACUCUCUCUCACACACACACACACACACACACACACACACACACACACACACACACACACACUCUCUCUCUCUCUCUCUCUCUCUCUCUCUCUCACACACACACACACACACACACACACACACACACACACACACACACACACACACACACACACACACACACACACACACACACUCUCACUCACACACACACACACACGGUCCGCUCCGAGCGGGUGUGUGUUGGUUCUUCAGCUCUGAUGCUGAGUUAAGCUCCAGAAUAACCAGCUUUAGCGACUCCGCUGGGUCGGGUUCGGUCCUCGCGGAUGAAGUGAAACUGUGAGUCUGUUAGCACUUAGCGCUGGACCUCCAGCGUAUCCACGUCCCAAACUCCGAGUCCACACAAGCCAUGAACUCAACAAUCCUGUGUGAGGGUUAGAACCUAAAACCUACUGAAAACACACAAAAUAAAAGCCAUAAAUGUUUGGACACCCUUGUUUGGAUGCUGUGUCCUUUAAGAAACAAGCGUAGUCGCCUGUGGCUUCUUUUCCCCUAGCCAGCGGUGGAUCCUCACAGAACCGUGUGUUCCUUCACUGCUCCUGCAGGAGGCGCUAAAACAGCCACAAUGAGGAGCAACUCUAUCCAACCGUUCCUUCAUCAGACCAGUUGUGUCUGUCAAGCGCUCCGUCUUCUAAGUGUUCCCUUUUCUUUCAAUCUAGUCAUAUCCAAUUCCCCAUUUGCAUCUACUCUGACCUGGAGGGUCGUGCCUAACACGCCUCCUCCAACGUGUGCAGUUUACAGCCACUUCUUUUCACCCGUAUGGCUGGUUCACACAGUACUGAGAGUCACGCAAUGCUCUCCAUUAUUCACCGUCUCUGUGCAGUACCACAACCAGCCAGCAGAGGCCGCUACUGCAGCAGAAACCUCCGAUUAUGUCUGUGUAGGCGCCCAGUCGGAUGAAUUCUGUUUGUUUACCGCAUUAAACAUAUUAAAUAAAAGAAAACAUCAAAUAUUAAAGGUGCCAUAAAUAAAAUUUUUAUGCUAAAUACGGUAAAUAAACAGACGUCGGAAAUUAU
Trichomycterus rosablanca is the source of this 2570-nucleotide messenger RNA. It is a transcript of the gene tox, whose product is annotated as thymocyte selection-associated high mobility group box. Gene Ontology annotation, molecular function: chromatin DNA binding. Gene Ontology annotation, biological process: regulation of transcription by RNA polymerase II; leukocyte differentiation. NCBI's taxonomy places the organism in Eukaryota, Metazoa, Chordata, Actinopteri, Siluriformes, Trichomycteridae. The transcript is spliced from 10 exons. Bases 99 to 1463 code for a protein of 454 amino acids. The record is from RefSeq and is a predicted model, not a curated record. Gene Ontology annotation, cellular component: nucleus.